AUGGAAGUCAUUGUGGGCGGCGGUAGGGUUUGUGUUGAUGUCGAAGCUGGAGAGGCAUGUUUGAGGUUGGAUGACGAGAGUUUGGAGUUGGGGCCUGCUGAUACGCCUGCAAAGAAAAGUGGAGAAAUUCAGAAGAACAAUAUGGUUCGUAAACACAAGCAUGUUGUUCCUAUCAAACGAUCAAAAGGUCCUGUCAAGAUCACAGAUACAGAAAUUGCAGUAGGAGACAUAUCAUGUAGUUUGUAUGACACUAUAACUACAGAUGAAGUGAAUAGAGUGCGUGGAGCACUCAGAGCUAGUUCUGAGGAGCUGCAAGCAAGGGUUAAGGAUCCUCUUCCUGAUGCCUUACAGCUGGCUGGAAAUUUAAUUGCUGAAAUGGCAAGAAAAUUAUCUAAUCAGGGUACUUUAGCCAAAACACAAUGUGGAGAAGGUGUAGAUACUGUUAUUUCUGAACUGGCUAGAAAAAUAAUGAAUCCUGAUCCUUUGGUAAAAAACCAGAAUGGAAAAGAUGCAGGCUCAUCCCUCCUUUCAGCUAAGCCUUCAGCUGAAAAUCAGUCUGGAAAAGAUACCGAUGCAUGCAAUCCUUCAGCCAAUCACACUGUUGAAGCUUCUGUAGAAAACCUGAAUCAAACGGAAGUGGAUGAUGCCAAUCCUUAA
Messenger RNA from Dovyalis caffra, 657 nucleotides. The record is from the annotation of a GenBank genome assembly. NCBI's taxonomy places the organism in Eukaryota, Viridiplantae, Streptophyta, Magnoliopsida, Malpighiales, Salicaceae.